GCCGCAGCGCCCGCCCGAGGCUCUGACCCAGCCCGGCCCCGGAGCCCUGACCCAGCCCGGCCCCGCCGCUCCCGGCCGGCCCAGCGGGAGGGGAAGGAUGCGCCCUGCCAUUGGCUGUCCCGCGGGGCAGUCACUGGCGGGAGCUUUGAUUGGCCUGCGGCGGGCAGGCUGCUCGCUGAUUGGCUGCGCGGGCGGCGCGGGAUUCGUGAGGGCGCUGUGGCGGCGCCGCGCGCUGUGCGCCCGUCCCUGUGUCCGUGUGCCCGUCCGUGUGUCGGCUCCUCGGUGCCCCGGGCUGCUGCCGGUCCGUGGGACCCCCUGGCUGCAGCGUGACCGCUCCCGGAGUUUCGCUGUGCCCCGGGCCUCACCCGCAGAGCGGCUUCCCGUGAGCGGAGUGCGCAAUGGUUCGGAGCCCGUCAGUCAAGGGCCGGCGUGAUCAUGACUGAUUUCAAUAAUUAUGGGAUGUGCUGCUCAUUGCUCUGCUGUGUCAGGAGAUGGACUGGGACCAGUUUGACUUGAACCCUAAAACAAUUGCUGCCCUGAAAAAAGCUGACAUAAAAUCAGUAAAAGAGAUUUUAAACCUGUCUGGAGCAGACUUGCAGAGGCUGAUGAAGCUCUCCAGUGCAGACAUCCAGUGCCUGCUGAGAACAGUCUCCCACACCCUGAGGAGGAACAGCAUGCUCACAGCACUUCAGCUCUACCAAGAUAAAGAUCAUUUCACCUCCCAGCACCAGAGGCUGAGCCUGGGCUGUUCAGUGCUGGACAACUUGCUAAAAGGAGGCAUUCCUGUAGUGGGAAUCACGGAGCUUGCUGGGGAGAGCUCUGCUGGGAAGACUCAGAUCAGUUUACAGCUGUGCCUGUGUGUGCAGUAUCCUUACAAGUAUGGGGGCUUAGAGUCUGGAGCUGUCUACAUUUGUACAGAAGAUGUGUUCCCAAGCAAACGCUUGCAGCAGCUCAUAGACCAACAGCAUAAGCUGCGUGCAGAUGUUCCAGCUGAAAUCAUACAGAAGAUCAGAUUUGGAAACAGUAUUUUUGUUGAGCAGGCAGCAGACCUGCAGGACACGUUCCAGCAGUGCAUCACGAGGAGGCUGUCCCUGCUGCUGGCGCGGGGCAUGGCGCGCCUCGUGGUCAUCGACUCCAUGGCCGCCCUGUUCCGCUGCGAGUUCGGCGCCGCCCAGGCGCCUCUCAAGGCUCGCUACCUGCAGAGCUUUGGGGCACAGCUGCACAGCUUGAGCACGAGGUUCAGGACUCCCAUCAUGUGCAUCAACCAGGUGACAGAUGCAGUGAGUGAGUCGGAGGCUGCUCAGUGCAGUUGCAGGGCAGUGGGUAGCAGAGUCACUCCAGCCCUGGGGAUAACCUGGUCCAACCAGCUGCUGAUGAGGCUGAUGGCCAGGCGGGAGCCCGGCCCCGCGCCCGCAGCGCCGCGCUGCGCUGCCAGCACCAGGACUCUGAGUGUUGUUUUUGCUCCUCAUCUCCCUCCAUCCUUCUGCUACUAUACAGUACAGUUGGAAGGUGUAAAAGGAAUAAAGUAAUGCUUUUGUAUGGUAAAGCCUCCUGCUCCAAAAAUGUUCCAGGACUUUGCUUUAGGAAGAAUUACCGGUGAAAUGCAAUUCUUGCUAGAUGAGAGAAAUUGAUGGUGAAGUAUAUGAACAAUGGUAUGGCUACAUUUAGCCUUGUCUGCAUUGUGCAAGACUAUCUUUUUACACUUGGAUGUUCAGCUUUUCCUUGUGAGAUGAGUGUCCUGGAGGUUCUGAAGGAAAGGGAAGCUGUGGGCAGGUGGAGGCUGCACAGUGGAGUGGGCUUUAGCAAUCCCCAUGAUGGGGGAGAUCUGAUGUCUAAAUUUUAUUUUAAUAGCAUGCUCAUCUAGAAACAGCAUUUACUGCAGUUUUGUACCCUGUUUCUAGACCCAACAGGACUUGAAAUUCAAGCAGUUUAUGUUGCCUGCUGGUGGUUCUCAUGCUGCCAAUUAAGG
Passer montanus (Eurasian tree sparrow) is the source of this 1969-nucleotide messenger RNA. It is a transcript of the gene XRCC3, whose product is annotated as X-ray repair cross complementing 3. Gene Ontology annotation, molecular function: four-way junction DNA binding; ATP-dependent DNA damage sensor activity; ATP binding. The transcript has 8 exons. Bases 492 to 1529 code for a protein of 345 amino acids. Gene Ontology annotation, cellular component: Rad51C-XRCC3 complex; replication fork. The record is from RefSeq and is a predicted model, not a curated record. Lineage: Eukaryota; Metazoa; Chordata; Aves; Passeriformes; Passeridae. Gene Ontology annotation, biological process: t-circle formation; telomere maintenance via recombination; resolution of mitotic recombination intermediates.